GAUAAGGGAAGAUCAGUGUGGCAAAGGAAGAGAUCGAUGGCUACGACGGCGAAGGUAGACAACGAGGAGCUCCGGCGACUCAAGGAGGUUGACAUUGACCAAGCUCCGGCGCGUCGUCAUGUUCGCGAUUCCCUUAAAGAUAUUCAGCAUAAUCUAGAUCAUAUCCUGUUGAAGGUUUUGUCUGAAUUAUGGGGUUAAAUCUGUUGGGUUUUUGGUGAUGCUGCAGACACCAGGAGAUGGAAUUAAGACAAAGGAGUCUUAUGAGGUGAAUUCAAGGGGAGUUGAGAUAUUCUCCAAAAGCUGGCUUCCUGAAGCUUCUAAGCCCAGAGCUUUGGUUUGUUUCUGCCAUGGUUAUGGAGAUACUUGCACCUUUUUCUUCGAAGGGAUUGCAAGGAGAUUGGCAUUGUCGGGAUAUGGAGUUUUCGCUAUGGAUUAUCCGGGUUUUGGCUUAUCGGAAGGCUUGCACGGUUAUAUCCCUAGCUUUGAUCUUCUUGUUGAUGAUGUCAUUGAGCAUUACUCCACUAUAAAAGAGAAUCCCGAGUUUAGUUCUCUACCAAGCUUUCUCUUUGGUCAGUCAAUGGGUGGAGCCGUGUCUCUCAAAAUACAUUUCAAACAACCAAAUGCUUGGACCGGCGCAGUCUUGGUAGCACCAAUGUGCAAAAUUGCAGAUGAUAUGGUUCCACCUCCGGUAUUAAAACAGAUUCUGAUCGGUUUAGCCAAUGUUCUACCGAGACACAAGUUGGUUCCACAAAAGGAUAUAGCAGAAGCAGCUUUUAGAGAUCUCAGGAAGAGACAUAUGACACCAUACAACAUCAUUUGUUACAGCGAUAAACCGCGGCUACGGACUGCAGUAGAAAUGCUUCGAACAACUCAGGAGAUUGAGCGACAAUUGCAACAGGUGUCUUUGCCAAUACUGAUUCUACACGGAGAAGCUGAUACUGUGACAGAUCCUUCAGUAAGCAGAGAGCUUUACGAGAAAGCGAAAAGUUCAGACAAGAAGAUAGUUUUGUAUGAAGAAGCUUAUCAUUCUCUGCUCGAAGGCGAACCAGACGAAAUGAUCCUCCGUGUCUUGUCUGAUAUUAUCUCCUGGCUCGACGACCAUAGCUUGCCAGCGCAAGCUGAGGAACCCUUAGUUACUAGUACUUCGUAGACUAUGAUCAUUUGUUUCGUAACAUUGUACGUAGAAUUUAUUUGUUUACAUUUGAAGUGUAACUAUUUUUCAAUGAAUCAAGCAAUAAAUGGUCACUAUUUUGCAAUAAU
Messenger RNA from Eutrema salsugineum, 1260 nucleotides. RefSeq names its product caffeoylshikimate esterase. The transcript has 8 exons. Gene Ontology annotation, cellular component: membrane. NCBI's taxonomy places the organism in Eukaryota, Viridiplantae, Streptophyta, Magnoliopsida, Brassicales, Brassicaceae. Gene Ontology annotation, molecular function: lipase activity. The record is from RefSeq and is a predicted model, not a curated record. Bases 218 to 1150 code for a protein of 310 amino acids.